Molecule: messenger RNA, 4515 nt
Organism: Eublepharis macularius
Lineage: Eukaryota; Metazoa; Chordata; Lepidosauria; Squamata; Eublepharidae
Gene: ACCS
Product: 1-aminocyclopropane-1-carboxylate synthase homolog (inactive)
Exons: 15
Coding region: 207-2867 (886 amino acids)
Biological process (GO): biosynthetic process; amino acid metabolic process
Molecular function (GO): pyridoxal phosphate binding; transaminase activity
Source: RefSeq, a predicted model, not a curated record
GGCGAGUAAGGGGCAUAAACCCGCCUCUCUUCGCACAGAGUUCUUAGGUUGCGGUAGCACAAAUGAACUGAACCGGGUCAAACCCGGUCCAGCCCGCAGUGGCUUCCCUCGCAGCGUUUUAAGCACGGUUCGCCUCCAUUCCCGUCCCAACCGACUCCUUUCUCCUUGCAGUUUUGUUCUAGGGGGCCUGAAGGCCCGAGGGCAGCAUGGAUUUCCGAGGGAAGAAGUAUGAGCGGGGCAGUAACUGGUCAGACCCGGAGGUGGUGGAGCUCCUGCACUUGUGGGCGGACGAGUCGGUGCAGGCGGAACUGGAGAGCUGCCUGAGGAACCAACACGUCUUCAACAGGAUCGCCGAGGUGCUGAGGGACAAGGGCAUCCACCGCACCGGCGACCAGUGUAGGGAGAAGAUCAAGAAGAUGAAGCUGGAGUACCGUCGGAUCAAGGACAACAACAAGGCUCCCCGCGGGGGCAGAACCUGGAAGUUUUACGACGUGAUGGAUCGAGUCCUAGCCAGCCGGCCUUCCCUAGCUUACAACGCCUCUAACAGCAACAGCCUGAUGCCUCAACAAGUGCUCCAAGGAAGCCUGGUAGAAAACUAUCACCACCACUUGGCCCCCUCGACCAUGCCCUUUGCCCACUCACAGCCUCCGGAACUGAUGGAGAUCAAAUGCGAGGAGGUGGAUUCAGAGGAGCGCUGCCUGACGCCGGAGCCGCCACCCUCGGUCACUUACCAGCAGGUGGGCUCCGCUGAGGAGCCUGAGAUAGAAAGGGCCUUUCUGGAUAGGUCCCAGAAUGACUCGCCCAUCUCUAGGGUGGAGAUUCCUAUUGAGACCAGUGUCUCGCCUUCAGGUUUCAGUGAGCCCAACGUAGCUUCUUCAUCCAGAAUCCAAAGUCUGGGGCCACGGCCUGGUUUUUCUACUCUGCACCGCUUGCGGAAGAAACGGAAAGCCCAACGGCUGAAGGAUCCACUUGAUGAACUCUUACUGAAGACCUUGACAGCACAACGGGAAAUGGAGGAACGCUUUCUGCAACUGGAAGAACGGCGACUGCAACGAGACCUGGAGGUGGAGGAACGGCGGAUACAGCUGGAGCAGCGGCGCUUUGAACUGGAACGAGACCAUGAGUUCCGCAUGUUCAGUGUCUUUGCUCAGAUGCUCAGCAUCUUAAAACAGAACAAUAGUAGCUCCUCUGCAAGUGGGCUUCCCCAAGGAGUGGACUUUAGCCAGGCAUUUUCUUCAGGAGGCCAACAGGAAACAAGGACCACACAACUAGGGCAGCCUGCCUUGGAGAAGACAACCAAUAUAUACAGUUUCUGUAACCAUAGUGAUUUCCAAAGCAGCCCAUACCUUUCUGUCCGAGGCAAUAUUGCCAACAUCUUCCGUGGAUCCACAGAAGAAGGAUACAAUGCCUAUCAUGCUGACAAGUAUGAUGAAGACAAAAAUCCCAAUGGCAUCAUUAAUUUUGGCACCAGUGAGAACAAACUAUGCUUUGAUCUGAUGUCCAAGCGGCUGACACAAAGUGACAUGAAUGUCAUUGAGCCCCCACUGCUACAAUAUCCUGAUUGGAAAGGGCAUAUGUUCUUGCGGGAGGAAGUAGCUCGAUUUUUGACAUAUUACUGCAAGGCACCUGCACCUCUCAAAGCGGAAAAUGUGAUUGUGCAGAAUGGCUGUGGCUCUCUGUUUUCUGCUUUAGCUACAGUUCUCUGUGACCCUGGCGAAGCCUUCCUGAUUGCGACUCCAUUCUAUGGCGGUAUCACCCAGAGUGUGUUUCUCUAUGGGAAUGUCAAGCUGGUCUAUGCCUAUUUAGACAGUCAGGUGUCUGGCACAAGCACUCGUCCCUUCCAGCUUACUGUGGACAAGCUAAAGAAGGCUUUGCAGGAUGCACAGUCAGAGGGUGUCAAAGUAAAGGCUUUAAUUCUUCUGAACCCACAAAAUCCCCUGGGGGACAUCUAUUCUCUUUCAGAACUUAAUGAGUACUUGGAAUUUGCAAAAAGAUAUGAGCUACAUGUGAUUGUAGAUGAGAUCUACAUGCUGUCCGUUUUUGAUGAUUCUGCCUCUUUUCAUAGUGUGCUGGAAAUGGACAGAUUACCUGAUCCAGAGAGGACCCAUGUGAUGUGGGGAAUUAGUAAGGACUUUGCUAUCUCUGGGAUUCGUUUUGGAACCCUGUACACAGAGAACCAAGAUGUUGCCAAUGCCAUCGGUUCUUUGUGUUACUUCCAUGGGGUCUGUGGGCCAGUCCAGUACAAAAUUGCCCAGCUUCUGCAAGACAGAGACUGGAUCAACCAGGUGUAUUUACGGGCCAACCAUGACAGGUUAAAAGCUGCCCAUACCUUUGUGACAGAUGAACUCAAGACCUUAGGAGUUCCUUUCCUGAACCGCAAUGCAGGCUUCUUUGUAUGGAUUGACUUCCGAAAGUACCUGAAAAGACGAACCUUUGAAGAGGAAAUGGUGCUCUGGAGACGCUUUCUGGAUAACAAGAUCCUGCUUUCCUGUGGUAAAGCUUUUGAAUGUAGUGAGCCUGGCUGGUUCCGCAUCAUCUUUGCUGAUAAAAUGCACCGGCUGCAGCUAGGAAUGCAGAGGGUCCGUGAGGUCUUAGAAGAAUGUGAGCAAGAACUCCUGAAUGAAGAGAGAGACCAGGCCUGCCAGUCUGAUUCAGAGGGCAAAGAAGACAGCACAGAUGAAGUGAUCUUUGUGUCCCAUCACCAAGAGCCAGUGUCUGCUGCUGGCUCCAACCUUGGUGACCUUAUUGGCCUUCUGCAGCAGCAAAUGCGUUCAUCUGACUGGCUUCAGAAAAAUACAGCAGAGCAGUUUGCACAGGAGAAGCCAGAGAUCUAUGAUGUUUUCAGCAAGUUGGUGGGGAAGCAGUAAACAGCUGCAAUACAUCUGCACGGAGAUUGUCCCUGGAGGGCACCAUGGUUAGGCUUUCACUUGUGACCAGGGAUGUGUUUUCCAUAGACCAUGAAACCUUUUUAUAAAGCUCCUUCCUUGACCGCCUUUUCAUUACCAUUAUAUGGGAUGUGCUUUCAUUGGACUGAGGCCAUAUACAGAGGCCUGGCUUUUAUUCUGCCUCUACCCUGUAUAAUGUAUUUUAUAUUCCUGUUUCUAUUGAAUAAGCUUAUUCUCUCUAAUAUGGAGAGUUAUGGUGUCCCCAACUUUUUGAGCCUGUGGGGACCUUUGGAAUUUUGGCACAGUAUGGUGGGCUCAGCCACAAAUGCCACAGCUUUCCUUCAGACACACGAGAUCCUUGUUCUGUGAUGGCAGCUGCUGCCAAUGUAAUGUCUUUAAAAAUCUGCAUAGCCAAUCAAAUUUCCUGUGGCCAGUCAGAGCCAUUGCUGGGCAAAGGCCCCACUUGGCUUUACCCACUUUCUAAAAACACUUGGCAGGCACCAGGUAAGGUGUUGGUGGGAACCAUAGCACCCAUGGGCACACUACAUUAGGGACCUACCCCCACUCAGAAUGAAAUUUAAGUGCAACAAAUUUUGAUCUACGUAUGUAUGUUCCAUCAAUAAGGCACUUUAAUACAGUAUUUAAAGGCUGGUUCAAAGAUAUAUCGGUUCAAAUAAUCUACUACGGGUAAAUCGCAGGUUUUUAUAAGUAUCUCAUAUACUACAGUGUGAGUAUGCUUUAGAAACAAAACUGGUUUGCUAUUAAAUUCCAGUACUCUAAGGGCAAUGGUUAAGGGAUUAGGAAUAGGCCACAGGCUCUCUCUCUCUCUCUCACACACACACACACACAAUUCUGCAGCCCCCUCCUCUCAUACUUGGUUUUCUGCCACAGACUUUCUUCAUGAAAUUACCCAUGGUUAACCGGAUUUGCUUCUAAUCAGCAUUUGAAGCAAACUGUUGUUAGCUUUCACUAAAGUAACAUCUCUUAAAAAUCCAUUUCAUUUAAUACUGUUUAUCCUGGGUGUAGCUUUUAAAAUAAAACAUGGGGAAGGAGGGCUGGGUGGCAGCUCUGCAGUAUGGCUGGUCCAGGCUGAAAGUGAUACAGCAUUGCCAAGGGGGUUGGGGUGGGUGGGAAGAGGAGGGCACAGCCACCUGUCUAUCUUGGAAAUCCAUGAAAGACCUACAUAGCUAAAGAAUAGGGCUCAAUAGGGGCUGUGGGGCUGACAGAAAAGGAAGCUUCAGCUCUACUGGGGAGAAGUCUUGACCCAGAGAAGUACUAGCACAGUAACAGAAGGCUCCUCCUCCAGUUGCUGCCUCAUACAUCAGGAAAUGGAGAUAUUGUAACUGUAGCCCCAUUAGAACCAUUUUUACCAAUACCUCUUACGAAUGUGUUACACUUAGCACUCUGUUUUUAGGAACAUAAUCACAGUAUUAAAGGAGGUAUUACUUUAUUAUCAAUGUUGGAAGAGAGAGGACUAAUCAUCAUUAGGAGAAUAUCCAAAGAGGGGAUCAAGCAAGCAAAUCCAUUCCUAAUUUCUGAAAUAUGGCUAGCAGACAGGUGCUGUUACAUCUGUCGCAGCCUGGAAACCUGCAACUCUAACACAAUUAAAAUCUCAAUGGCUCAAAUCGAA